AUUCUCUGCAUCUAUAAAUUGACACCCAUUUCUAUUUAUACCUGCACACACCCAUAUAAUCACAAAAUAAAAAAAUCCCGCAUAGAUUUGCUGGAUUCAACACCAUCCUCUCCCACCCUCUCUAUAAAACUUGAUUAGUUGCAGAGAGGUGGGAGAUUACAUUUCAUCAUUCUCCAGGUGUACCACGGCAAAUUUGACACCAUUGUUGGAUUCUAAAGUGAUCAAAAUGGGUGCUUGCUCAUCCAGGCCGUAUUCAAAACGGAUUGCUUCGUUACCACCUUCAGAUAUUAAAUCAAGGAAAAGGCACCAUCGUCGACACAAAAGAGUUGGCAAGAAAUUCUAUAAACAUGUCCUUUAUGGACCGAAGAAAAGGUCAAAAAGUGUUGGCAGUGUAGAUGAUUUUGCGGUCAGUGAGUUUGUUCAGACCACCACCACCCACAUAAUCUGCCAAGAGGAAUCAUGGUAUGAUACACUUAGCAUCUUGGAGUCCGAAUCAGAUGAUGAGUUUAAUAGUGUUUACGGAGACUUUAUAGUUGAUCGGUUGAGCAAUUUCAAAGAUUACCAUGACAAGAUAUUAAAGAUAGAUGGUGGUAGAAUGGAUAUGUGUCUCAACAGUGGGCCUAAGGAGACAAAUGAAGUCCAAGAAAAUGUCAAGAGGAAAUCAACAGUUAUAAGGCUUUCCUUCAAGAGGAAAUCUGUUGAUGGUGAUGAAACUAAUGAAUUUUGUGCAUCAAAAAAAUUCUUAUACCGCCCCAGAGCAGGUCUCCAGAUUCCAUGUUGUAAAACUGAUAUGUCAACUCCAGGAUGUUGGUCAAAGAUUGAACCGUCAACCUUUAAACUCCGGGGGGAUAACUAUUUUAAAGAUAAGAAGAAAAUCCCUGCACCAAAUCAUACUCCUUAUAUACCAACUGGGGUCGAUCUAUUUGUUUGCCCAAAGAAAGUCAAUCACAUUGCGCAAUACCUUGAACUUCCUUCUGUUAAAAAGGACGGAGAACUGCCUCCACUUCUCAUUGUAAAUAUUCAGUUGCCUACUUAUCCCACUGCAAUGUUCAAUGGAGACAGCAAUGGAGAAGGACUGAGCCUUGUAUUAUACUUCAAACUUUCAGAGACUUUCGAGAAAGAUACCUCAGCUCAGUUUCAGGAGACCAUUAAGAGAUUAGUUGAGGAUGAUAUGGAAAUAGUUAAAGGGUUUGCAAAGGAGAGCACAGUUCCUUUCAGAGAAAGGCUUAAGAUUAUGGUUGGUGUGGUUAAUCCAGAUGAUCUUGUAUCCAGUUCAACUGAAAGAAAGCUUCUAAAUGCUUACAAUGAAAAGCCGGUCCUCUCACGCCCACAACACAACUUUUAUCAGGGAUCCAACUACUUCGAGAUUGACCUUGAUAUUCAUCGGUUCAGCUAUAUAGCUAGGAAGGGACUCGAAGCAUUCCGGGAACGCUUGGCAUGUGGUAUCCUAGAUCUUGGCCUAACGAUUCAGGCUCAAAAACCAGAAGAACUGCCAGAGAACGUGCUUUGCUGCCUUAGACUUAACAAGAUCGACUUCAUUGAUCGUGGCCAAAUACCCACAAUAGUUACGAGUUGAUAAGUAAGCUUGAGCUGUGGUAUGACCUGUUUGGUAUUACUAACUUUCGACAGUCUGUGAGGCAGGAUCCAGAGGUCUGUGUGUACAAAUUUUUUUCAGAUGAAAGGAAGAGAACAAUUUACCAUUUGAAACAGAACAAUCUAAGAAAAUUAAAAUCAUUUUAAAUCAAGAAUUAUGAACUUGACAACCAAAUCCUCUUAUUAAUAUCAUACCGGUAUAUGUAAAUUACUGUAGUGUGUCUUCAAAGCUGUGAUUUGUUCAAUCACAGAUGGUUUAUCAGUACCAAUUUAUGUAAACCAAUAUCCACAAUUUUGGUCAAUGCAAACUAGCUUUCUUCCUUCUUAA
Molecule: messenger RNA, 1921 nt
Organism: Daucus carota subsp. sativus
Lineage: Eukaryota; Viridiplantae; Streptophyta; Magnoliopsida; Apiales; Apiaceae
Exons: 10
Coding region: 227-1576 (449 amino acids)
Source: RefSeq, a predicted model, not a curated record